CAAAUCUACAAUAUUCUCAUUCGACUAUGCUACAGUCCAGCGUCCAGUACCGCUGUAUCGGAAAGGGCUUUUGCGGUAGUAUUUGGACUCUUGGAGGCAGACAAGACAAGGAUAACCGACAAAUCGUCAUAAAGCGCGAAGAUGGCGGGCCCGGUCGAUCUAUCACGAACGACUACAAUAUGCACCUCCAACUUCUCCAGAGCGCACUUCAACACCCUCCCUCGAUGCCCCUCUCGAUACCGCAGUGUCACGAGCUGAUCCAACCCACCGAUACCUGGUGGAAAUCAUGUCUGCACCAAUUUCCUCCUGGCUACUCUGCUUGUAGAGCACUCAUCUCAGAACGCAUCCCUAAAGUCCCAAGGUCUAUCAGCGACAAGAUCGUAGACCUCUUCUGCGCUGGCAACGCUCCACUGUCUGAUUUUGUUAAAGGCAAUGCUGACGAUGACGCAUGCUUGAUUCGACCAUAUUUGGGGCGCCGACGUCGCCACAGACAGGACGAGAUAAGUAAAUCGCGCUUCCAACGCUUCAGUCUCCGCAAUGUGCCUCUCCAUAUCGAUCAGAUGGAGGUGUUAGGUCUGGACGUCAAGUCAUACGCCGAGACCAUGGCAGAAGCUCUAGCGCUAAUGCACUGGGGUGCGAGGAUUGACGCGAAUGACGUCGAAUUUGUGCUGGCUCCGCCGCGAGCGAAGCCUGCAUAUCCAUCCACCUUUCAGUCUGACUACUUGGGCGUUCACUGUAUAUGGAUCCUUGACUUCGAUUGCUGUCGGCCGAUUCAGAUGGACGAAGCAGGCGUCGAACAAGCCUGUGCGGCGUUUUUCAAAAAUGAUCCUUUUUAUCCAAGGCCGGGGACUGGGGAGGCAGCUGACGAGGAGCUCUGGAUGGUUUUUAGGCAAAGGUUCCUAGAAUCUAGUCGGAGGAUCCUGGGCGAAAUGAGUCAAGAUGAGUGGUUUCUUGCAGACAUGUUGAUAGAGAGGAUUGAAGAGGAGGGACAGUCACGGAGAAGGGAUAAGAAGGCGGGGCUUCUCAGUGAAUGCCAGUGGAAUAUUUAG
Dothidotthia symphoricarpi CBS 119687 is the source of this 1049-nucleotide messenger RNA. RefSeq lists its product as uncharacterized. Lineage: Eukaryota; Fungi; Ascomycota; Dothideomycetes; Pleosporales; Dothidotthiaceae. The transcript has a single exon. The record is from RefSeq and is a predicted model, not a curated record. Bases 27 to 1049 code for a protein of 340 amino acids.